Molecule: messenger RNA, 1917 nt
Organism: Enterobius vermicularis (human pinworm)
Lineage: Eukaryota; Metazoa; Nematoda; Chromadorea; Rhabditida; Oxyuridae
Source: the annotation of a GenBank genome assembly
AUGACAUCUAACCAAAAAAAUUCAUCUAAAACUACAAUAACGGAAUCCACUUGUACUACUGAACAUAGGCUGGUUGAGUUUGAACUUCCACGGCCAACCUCGCCGUCUCAGAGUGAUAAUGCAACAAAGACUUCUGCUGCUUGUUGGUCUGCUCCUGACUAUUCAGGAUUAGGUGAACUGAACGAUGAUAGUGACGCAGAUGAUCGUUGUUCAGAAUUGGACUCACCAAAAGACUAUUGCUGGUCUGCUCCGGAAUUAGCUUGUGAAGAUUUGUACGACCCGUUUGAUGACGAGUGUGACGAACCUUCGAAAGGGUUUCCACGAAGUCGAGAUCGUCUUUGUUCACUUCCGAACUCAAUUUUCUCUGAUUAUGAUGAGCCAAAACGUCCAAGUUUUUUGGCACUUGACAGCCAAGAAUCGGAGCAGAUUAUGGCUAAAGCUAAACGAAUUUUACAGUUUCCAAAAUCGCUUGCUCUCGAGGAAAGUUAUAACUCAAUGGACAUUUAUGUUGCUAGUCCAUCACCUCAACGUGAUGUCAACGAAAAAGAAUUGUAUCAGUCAUUUAAUGAGAAGAAGACGCUAAGCAACUUUACGUCACCGUCUGGGAUCGAUUUUAUUGAUUCACCGGACGAUAAUAACGAUAUACCGUACGGUUACGAGCAUUUUGUAUCUAAAAUAGCUGCGGUGCAGCUUAAGAUCAGAACUGAUGAAAAUCGGAAUAGCUGUUUCCAGGAGAAAGUAAACAUUAAAAAAAGCUGUUCGGGAUGUUGCCGAAAUUGUACGGGUCAUUCAAAUGAUCACGAGGAGGCGGGCAAUGCUAACGAAUGCAGUGAAAAGAGUGUUGUUUUAAAUGAUUGCGGAGAAGAACCUGUGACGGUAAAUAAUGAGCCAGAAAGCAUUGAAGAUGUGCUAAAGCGAUUUACAGGAUUCAAACCUUUUAAUAUUUUGACCUCCAGUGAAACGUCAUCUGACAAAACUGAGGAGUUCACCGAUAACUUGGGGAAGGCAAUUGUACCAGCUAGCUUAACCAAAGAACUUGCACACCCUUCAAAAAAUCUAUCCCACGACGUUUUGAAACCGAAUUCCGAUUGCUUCUUAGAAGUUUCAGAGCCCAACAGUCGCUCAAACAUUUCUGAUAGUGUGGAAGAGAAUACAUUACUGAAGAAAAGUACGAAAAAGGAAGCAACACUUUUACUGUUAGGCCCACUCAACAUGCAUUCAAGUUACAGCGGUAAACAAACACUUUUCAAAGGACAAAUUAGACGUUCGGCGACAGAAUAUAAGUUAAGCCACAAGGCUCCAACCAGUAAAGAGGAGAUAAGCAGGCUACGUAAGGCUGAAUUCGAGGAGGGUCGCCGAGGGAAAUUAAAAAAAUCUUUAACGUCAAACGCAAUCUUUAAAACAUCUGAGACCACUGAAUGUGCUGCUUCUGGGAGACGACGACUACCUGCAGCUCCUAGUCAGGAUAACGAUGUGGCCCAAUCUGCAAAAGGCAACAGCAGACGAGAGUCUUUCAAUGUUCCUUUUGCGACGAGUAAGGAUAAUUACAGUAACGGUAGUUGUGCAGUUGUCAACACGAAGAACGUUCAAAAGCAGAGAGCUCAGCUACAAGGUUCACCGGAACUGCAUGAGUGGACCCCGACUGAUGCAUACCGCAAAUGUAUUGCCAAAACUCCGACACAGUAUAUAGAUUUGGAUUUCGGAAAGAAUACACCUGGUCAUCAAUACUCACAAGAUCGUUAUCACUGUUCAGGCACUGAUUAUACGCCUUCGCCAUCACAAGGAUUUCACUUUAUUUAUCACAAAGGUUUUCAAGAGUGCGUCCCAUGUUAUGGACAAAGCUGUUUCACGCUUUCAUACACUCCGGUUUCAGAAAUGGCAUCAUUCGAUGAAUCUCAUUAUUUGCAAAACCGGUAA